Pantherophis guttatus is the source of this 3128-nucleotide messenger RNA. RefSeq names its product myosin light chain kinase 3 (gene MYLK3). Gene Ontology annotation, molecular function: ATP binding; protein serine/threonine kinase activity. NCBI's taxonomy places the organism in Eukaryota, Metazoa, Chordata, Lepidosauria, Squamata, Colubridae. Gene Ontology annotation, cellular component: nucleus. The record is from RefSeq and is a predicted model, not a curated record. Gene Ontology annotation, biological process: intracellular signal transduction; positive regulation of apoptotic process; protein phosphorylation.
CAGGAGGAUCUUCUUGGCCUUGAAAUGUUCCCUCUUUGCGGGAACAUGCGGGAGGCAAAUCUCAACGUCUCUAAAAUUAUUUUAGGGAAGCCGGUAGAGAUUCUGACCUUUUCAUCUAAUCCAUCCGGAGGGAUGCACCUUUUGAAAUGUGUGGCUGCCAAACUUGUGCUGUCAGAAAGAUGAGGGCUGUCUGAGGAUGCUUCCGCAGGAGAAAACAUAUGUUUCCAUUUUAUUUCUAUCCAAUGGCAGCUUUGCGGAUGGUCGUUCCUGAUUUAUAACGGAUAAAAAGAUUUAGCUGGGCUCCUGAGCUGCUUUUCUGCUGCAGGUUUCUGGGUGACACCUCUGUGCUCUAUGCUAGUAUCCAAUUCUACGUUGACUUGGAAGAUCAAUGAAAAGACUAAAGAUAAGCCAGAAGACAAGGGUUCAAAAGGAAAGCAUGCACCUCCCAAGAAAGGCAUACAGACAGAAAGCAAGAAUUCUUUGGAAGAAAACAAAACGGGGACCAAGUUGGAUGAGCAACACGGAACACGUGAAAAGGUAAACUUGUCCAGCGCGGUCCUUUCCAAGGAGGACUCCAGACCAUGUGCUGCAGAGAAGAUGGCCCAGCUUGAACCAACAGAGCCUUUGGGAUGGGCGAAUGGCUCCAAGGAUUGCCCCAGACAAAAAGAAACUGGGAACAGGGACCUUGUCCAGAAGGACGGUCCUUUCUGCUCGAGUGGCAGCAAUCCAAAGGAGACCCAAAAUAUGGAUGAAGAAAAAUCUCCCCAGAAACAGGUGACUCCAAAACGGAAGGGUGGAGAAAAAAGUGGACUUGACCCUCCUGCCGGGGAAGCUGUGUCUUCUACCUCGAAGUCUGGCGGUGAAGUUAUAAGGACAAGGCCUUCAAUCGUUGCACAGAUGAACGAUGUUCCAGACAAGACUUUGAGAAGCAAAGAAGGAAGUGUUGGUAGCUCUGCAGGCAGACAUGCUGGUGGGUUGGCUCCGUUCUCUCUGCAGCCAGUAGGUGAAGGAAGUAAGCAUUUGCAGGAGCCUCCUAAAGCUAAGGAGUCCUCGAACGACAGCAGGACUGAGCCCACACAAGAACUGAAAGGAGUCCAUUCUCCCCAUAAGAGGAGCGAGCAGAUUCCUAAACUGUCAGGCCUUCCUUCACCAGCACCACUUCCAAAGGCUGAAGACGAAGGAGAAAGUCAACGCAAGACUCUCCCAUGUCCAACUUCCACCCCAAAAGACUUUGGUGAAGAUCUGGGAGCUUCCGGGAAAAGUCCCAAGGAGAUGGCAAAGACCAUCAAAGACGUCAAGCCAGAAACUCUGGAAUCACGGAGGGUUUCUUUAGUGAGACGAGAAAGCAGAUCCAGACAGGGAGCAGAGAAAGUUGCCGAGGUGACUCCAUUUGUAGGAGCCACCAAAGCAGAAGAGAUGGUCAUUGAUGACAGUCCUCCUCCUCCAGCUCCUUUUGAGCAUCACAUUGUGAGCAUCAAACAAACCGAGUUAACCGCUUCGUACACUGUAAGCCACGAUGAGGUGCUGGGAGGGGGGCGUUUCGGUCAAGUCCACAAAUGUACAGAAAAGUCCACGGGACUCUGUUUGGCCGCCAAGAUCAUCAAGGUGAAAUUAGCAAAAGAAAGGGAGGAAGUGAAGAAUGAGAUAAAUAUAAUGAACCAGUUAAGUCAUGUGAACCUAAUUCAACUCUACGACGCUUUUGAGAGCAAGAACCACCUCACCUUAAUCAUGGAAUAUGUUGAUGGUGGUGAGUUAUUUGACCGGAUUAUAGAUGAAAACUACAAUCUUACCGAGUUGGAUGCUAUCUUGUUUACCAAACAAAUCUGUGAAGGAAUCUACUACCUGCAUCAACAGUACAUCCUUCACCUUGAUCUGAAGCCUGAGAAUAUCCUCUGUGUGAGCCACAGUGGAAACCAGAUUAAAAUAAUUGAUUUUGGACUCGCAAGGAGGUACAAGCCUCGUGAGAAGCUGAAAGUCAAUUUUGGCACGCCCGAAUUUUUGGCUCCCGAAGUCGUCAACUAUGAUUUUGUGUCAUUCCCAACGGACAUGUGGAGUGUAGGCAUCAUUGCGUACAUGCUGGUCAGUGGCUUGUCGCCUUUCCUUGGGGAGAAUGACGCAGAGACCAUGAAUUACAUAAUCAACUGCAACUGGGAUUUUGAUGCAGAAGCAUUUGAACAGGUGUCCGAGGAGGCCAAAGACUUCGUUUCCAGACUUCUAAUAAAGGAAAAAAGUGGCAGAAUAAGUGCAGCCAACUGCUUGAAACACGAGUGGUUGACCAACCUGUCCGCCAAGGCGAAGAGAUCGAAAGUUCGCUUGAAGUCUCAGAUGCUUCUACAGAGAUAUAUGGCCCAGAAGAAGUGGAAGAAGCACUUCCACGUGGUCACAGCUGCCAACAGAUUGAGAAGAUUCCCUAACCUGUCCGAGUCUCCAGCUGCUGAAGAUAACUGAGAUUGGGGGAUUUUAGAGAUCCGUCCAUUUCCACCAGUUUCACGUUUUCUUCCCUCCUCUUCCUCAAUUGUACAUCCAGUCGUCUGCUUAGGUUGCUGCCCUCAAGCCUAAGACCUUGGGAGGUCUGACUGAAAUGGGUUGUCUUACAACCUACCCUGUUUCCCCCAAAAUAAGACAUCCCCUGAUAAUAAGCCCAAUUGGGCUUUUGAGCGCAUGGCAAUAAGGCCAAGCGCUUAUUUCAGAGUUCAAAAAAAUAUAAGACAGGGUCUUAUUUUCGGGAAAACAUGUUAUUGCUUGCAAGAGGAGGGGAAGAAAACUGCUUGAAUUAUACCUCUUAGACUUUCAUUUCCGUAAUUACACAUUAGUGGUUAGGAAUGACUUUUUUUCUGCUGGGGGAAACAGGUUGUCUUCUUUUUAAGAAUGUUAGGGUUUCGAGAAUGUCAAAUCCAGGCUGGAAGGUUGAACUUCUUCAAGCAGAAAAUGGUAGCUUCUGCAGGGGUUGUGAUAGUUAUUUUCUGAAUUCGGUAUUUUUGCUUUGAAAGUAGAACUUUGGGUAGUGAUCAGUAGCUUUAAGAACACUUGCCAAGACAUUGUAUUGGGAUUAGAGUCCCCCUUUUGAGGGAGGUGGGCAGUACAGAAAUGUGAAAAGUAAAUAAAAUUAGUUACCUUUUAUACACUCA